CGAGUUCAGGUAGCGGGCGCGCGCGGCCGGGCUACCGUCCUCCCCCAACAACCGCCUGCUCGGGGGCGCCUGGGGAGGGAGCGCGCGGGCGGGGGAGCUGGAGCCGAGCGCCGCCGCCGAAGCUUCCGUCUCGCUCGCUCGCGCAGCGGCGGCAGCAGAGGUCGCGCACAGAUGCGGGUUAGACUGGCGGGGGGAGGAGGCGGAGGAGGGAAGGAAGCUGCAUGCAUGAGACCCACAGACUCUUGCAAGCUGGAUGCCCUCUGUGGAUGAAAGAUGUAUCAUGGAAUGAACCCGAGCAAUGGAGAUGGAUUUCUAGAGCAGCAGCAGCAGCAGCAGCAACCUCAGUCCCCCCAGAGACUCUUGGCCGUGAUCCUGUGGUUUCAGCUGGCGCUGUGCUUCGGCCCUGCACAGCUCACGGGCGGGUUCGAUGACCUUCAAGUGUGUGCUGACCCCGGCAUUCCCGAGAAUGGCUUCAGGACCCCCAGCGGAGGGGUUUUCUUUGAAGGCUCUGUAGCCCGAUUUCACUGCCAAGACGGAUUCAAGCUGAAGGGCGCUACAAAGAGACUGUGUUUGAAGCAUUUUAAUGGAACCCUAGGCUGGAUCCCAAGUGAUAAUUCCAUCUGUGUGCAAGAAGAUUGCCGUAUCCCUCAAAUCGAAGAUGCUGAGAUUCAUAACAAGACGUAUAGACAUGGAGAGAAGCUAAUCAUCACUUGUCAUGAAGGAUUCAAGAUCCGGUACCCCGACCUGCACAAUAUGGUUUCAUUAUGUCGUGAUGAUGGAACGUGGAAUAAUCUGCCCAUCUGUCAAGGCUGCCUGAGACCUCUAGCCUCUUCUAAUGGCUACGUAAACAUCUCUGAGUUCCAGACCUCCUUCCCGGUGGGGACUGUGAUCUCCUAUCGCUGCUUUCCCGGAUUUAAACUUGAUGGGUCUGCGUAUCUUGAGUGCUUACAAAACCUUAUCUGGUCGUCCAGCCCACCCCGGUGCCUUGCUCUGGAAGGAGGAAGACCUGAACAUCUUUUCCCUGUCCUUUAUUUCCCACACAUCAGGUUGGCAGCUGCUGUGCUUUAUUUUUGCCCUGUGUUAAAGUCCUCUCCCACCCCAACACCUACCUGUUCCUCUACUAGCACCACCACAUCUCUGUUCUAAAUGUUGUUCUCCUGCAAUAAAGGACGUUUGAAUUAAACAUUCCAUUUUUAUCCUAUACUGUAUUUCACCAUGAUCUGCACACCUGUUAGUGCAUCAAGAGAAGAACCAACUGGCAUUGUUUUGAAGGUGUUAGAAACAUUGGCCUCUUUAUUUUAGUGUGUAUCUCAGAGGUGGGACUGGCAAAGCUCUAUUUCACGUCACUAAGACAUCCCUAAAAUGGACACAAAUGCUGGUGUGUGGUGUCCGUCGGGUGAAGCCAUGAGGCUAUGAUAAAACUAUUAUCAUGUCUCACCUUUUUUCCCCCACUGAAAAAUGAGACCAGACACAGCAUGAAUAUUGCAGCUCAUUGCCAACAGGAGAGAAGCGGACAGGGAACCACCUCUGGUUUAUUGUGAAAACUUUGACAUUUCCCUUCACUCAAAUAGCAAAUGUUUAUCAAGAAUCAUGCUGGAUGCUACAGGAGUUAGAAAAACUCUAGAGACAUGGCCCCUGCUCUCAAAGAGUUUAUGAAUCUGUACAAGUAUUAGGCAUGUAAAAUGCACAAAGUGCGCAGGAACUCCAAGAUCACUGCCUGUGCACUCAGGGAAGGCUUCCCAAAGAGGCUGGUGUUUGUGUUGGAAUUAAAUCUGCAUAGGAGGAAAUAGCCAGAGGGAGGGUGAGGAAAGGACACUAAAUUGAAAGGAGGCUGGACAAUGAGGGAAGGCUUAUUUGGGGAAAUUGCAGUCUUAUAGCAGCCCCAUCCAGCCCAGCUCAGGCCAUUCUUGGCCAACACAGGGAAGACUUCAGGUCCCAUGCCUCAGCACCCCAUCCUUUGGUCCCGCCUCCCCACAUGUAGCCCACCUCUGGGAAGUUCCACAAGAGACUAAGUAUGGUAAAAACUGGACUCUGCUGCCUUUUGGGUAGGUAGGAAUUUUCCAGCUAGUCUGAAAAGAGCCGUAACCCUCUGUCAUGAAACAAGGAACAGAGACUUCACACCUUGGGGACAGGAAUCAUCCGUUUCUGGCUGAGUGUCAGCAGAGCCUUUCUUGGAUUCUGCCUGUAACCACUGAAUGUCCAGACUCCAAGCCUCACAAAAGCCCUGUUGCUAAUAAUGUCUAAAGUAAGAAACAUUAAGAAAAAUGGAGUUGCAGAAGGAUCUUUGUUCAUGCCACCCACAGGUUUUCCCUGGGUGUGUUUCCCUUAGAACUAGCAACUGACGGGAUAUGAGUCACAGGCUGAGCCUAAAGGAGUUCUAAGAUAAGAACAGAAAAAAGUGCCAUAGCCCGGUCCACUUUUACUCACCGGAAUUUCUAGGAACACACAGGUUAUUUCAAACGCCAACCAUGUGGCCGUUGUUCACGGGGCUGUUUGCCAUGUGUCUGAGGCCUCUGGGUGUGGGAGUGUGUCCAUCCGUCUGUCUGUCUGUCUGUGUGGAACUGUCUGUCUGUUAGGUAGGGAAGGUGUAGAGAGGAGACAAUAGCAGUACUCAGUCGAGCCUCAUAGUGAGAGGCUGUGUUAGGUGAGAGGUGGAAGUCCCCUAAGCCAUGGGUAUUUUUAUAUUGGGAUUUUUAAAUAAGCCUCCCUAAGUUUAUAAUUAAUAAUACUUUUGUUGUUGUUUCCUUCCAAGUUAAAAGAAACGCUCCCACCCCCUACCCUCACCACACCACAUGGGGUUUCCUUUACAGCAAAGCUAAUGGUCUGCCAGGUGCAAUCAUUACAAACACUACAAGGUGUGAAGAUAAAUGUUUCUACUUAAGGGGAAAAUGCAUCUCCAUUACCAGCCGAUUAUGACAGUCUCAGAGUUAAAGCCUCUACAAUGGAUGGUUUUUAUCUGGCCUCUGAGAAAAUGUGGUGAUGAGAUGUGUUCACAUUCUCUGAAUGUUUGGGGCUUCCCUGGUGCAUUCCCGGUAUCCUAAUUGCAUAAGGAGCCUGGUAGUGCCCCAGUACGGGAAGGGCAGCAUGGGAACCCCAGCAAGUUUGGACACCAGUGAUACUAACAGCUAUUAUUUAUUAAGUGCCUACUGUGUCCCUGACCUUUGUGUUAUGCGGUUUUCAUACAUCUUCAGAUCCUCUCAACAACUGGAGGAGUUGGGAAUUGUUUCACUCAUUAGACAGAUGGGAAAGCUAAGACCCCGAGAAGUCAGACAAGCUGCCUAACACCCUGAAGCUCAUCAGUGGUAGAGCUGAGGUUUGAACACAAAUUUGGGUAACUCCACAGCCCACGGCCCUAUAUGCCACUCCGUGCUGCCUGCCUUUGCUCAUUAAAUGAUUGAUUAAAUGGUUGAUCUGUAUGGUACAGACAUUCUUGAGCACACCAUGGGACCAUUUGCCUCGGGGUGAAUGCAAUGAUUUGAACAGUCGUUCAUCCUUCAGGCCCAGUGAGAAAAAAAUGCUGCUGACAACAAACUUGCAUACAUUUAUGUGGGCUCUUUCAUGACAUUUUCUGUGCUUUGAAAACAGUUUUGGUAAUUUUCUAAUCCUACGGUGGCCCUCAGGGGCUUGUUUAGAGAGCCUUUGAGGAGAAGUGCCUUCCUGCUCUGUGUACCUCUUUUUCUCUUUCAUAAAAAUGUUAGAUAUUUAAGGUGUACAACAUGAUGUUUUGAGAUACAUCUACACAGUGAAAUGAUUAUCACAGUCAAGUAAGUUAACAUAAUCCAUUUCCUGAAAUCUACUCUCUUAGUGAAUUUCCAGUGUAUAAUACAGUAUUAUUAACUGGAGUCUGGAUACUAUACAUCAGAGCUCUGGACUUCAUCCUAUGGAACUGCACCCUUUUACCCUUUGACCUACAUCUUCUGAUUCCCUCUACCUCCCCGACCCUGGUAACCACUAUUCUGCUCCCUGUUUUUAUGUAUUCAACUUUUUUAGAUUUCACAUGUAAGUGAAAUCAUGCAGUAUCUGUCUUUCUGUGCCUGGUUUAUUUCACUUAGCAGAAUGUCCUCCAGGUUUCUCCAUUGUGUCCUAAAUGGCAGGAUUUCCUUCUUUUUUAAGGCUGAAUGAUAUUCUGUGGUGUAUAUUGCCUAUAUUUUCUUUAUCCAUUCAUCUGUCAAUGGACACUUGCCAUACCCUUGACCACAGAAAGGGGCUCCUGUCCCAGAGAAGAUGCUGGCCUCCUGAGCGUACAACAGCGCUGGGGAAUGCUCCAGCAGUGCAGGGAAGGGGGCCCCCAGGCAGUCCCGGGGCCACUGGAGACCCCUUCCUUGUGGGAAGAACCAGGAAUUGAGUAGAGGAGAAGCAGCACGGAGGAGGGCCUCCAAGGAGAGAAGAGCCCUUACGGCCACAUCCCUGGAUCUCCCAGGACCAGUUCAACAACGUAGCCUGUGCCUUUUUCUCUCUCCCUCUUCCUCAUCAGCUGUCCUUCCCUUUGCUUCCUUCUGCUUUAUUUCCUGGAGAUGCUCCCAGAGCACCCUGGUGGUAGCAAACUUGAAAAGAGCCCCUGUUUGUGGAAAUGCAAGGGGUUGUGUGACUGCAUUUGCCAGCCCAGGAGAGACCCUGAGGCAGAGCAGCAGAAAGCUCCUGGCCCUCACAGUCAGAGCUCAAAGCCUGUCUCUGCCAGUGUCCACCUGUGGGAUGCUCACAGCAGCCACCUGACAGCCACCAUUUACUGAGCACACCCUGGGCCUGCCAGCCUCAGAUCUGCCCUGGACCUUCCCUGCACUGCACCAGAUCUAGACAGCCUGUCCGCCGCAGACCCUGUUUCCCAGACCCCCUUGUCACCUGGCUCCCCACUGGCUUUGUCCAGAGGGAGCCUGGAGGGUGGGCAGGUGGAGAACCAGGCUACUUCUCCCUCGCUGUUCCUGCCCUGGGGACAUCUCCAGCGGGGUCUGAGUUUCCCCGGGCUCCAGUUCCCGCGGGAUAGACCUCCAUGGUUCCACCUUCCACUAGGGACCCCAGCAACGAGACCCCUUCAUCCCACCAGCCCAGGAGCGGCAGUGGCUUCCUGCUCUCACUAAUCUUGGGGUGUUCCUGCUGGCUUCUCCACUUUGCCAUCACCUCGUUAAAUUCCAUCUCUUUAGAUACUCAAUUCCUGGUUUUCCCUGAAUAAUCACACUUUGUCAGCUCUGAACUAAGCCCUCACCAGCAUUUCUCGAGAUAGCCCUCAGAGACUCUUGUUGUACAGCUGAGGACCCUGAAGCUCAAAGAUGCACAGGGAUUGGUUUAGGGUCACUCGGCUGGUGAGUAGUUCAGCCGGAAUUCAGACCUAGGCCUGUCUAGAGCAUACCUGGGCUUCUACUCACUCCUCUAGUUGCUUCUGUGAGUUUCCGUUUCCCCUUCUCUGAAAGAACCAACAAGAUCUACACUACAGUGUUGUUUGAAGGACUAGAGAGUGCCUGUAGUGUGCCUCCAACCCUGCUUCACACGCCUCGGGACACCUCCAGCAGGUCUGCAGGGAGAGCCAUCUUGUUUUCCAAGUGGCACCCACUGCUGCCAGUGAGUAGUUUCAGUGGCCAGUGUGGAGAGGGCACCUCUUCUGGCCUGUAUGGUGGGCAGUGCCUGUUCUGCACUGGCCAGGGUGUUUGGUUACCCCAAGGAAGGGAACCAAAAGUUAACUCUUUUUCGUUUUGGUUUUUUUUUUUUUGGUCAGAGUUCUUACUGGUUUCUGUGAGUGUGGGUUUGAAGUUGGCACUGACAGAAUCUGUGGUUUGACUGUUUCUUGAAGAAUGUUUAAGCAGCAGCACUGUUUAUUUCUGAGUCCUCAUCCAAGAAUGAGCUCCUUGUGGCAUAAAAAGCACCGAACUCCCACUGAAGCCAUCUUUGUGGUGACAGAGAUGGAACCAUCCUUACCUCGCAACCUAGAAUGCAGUACCAAGAUACUAAAGACACUAAAAACAACUUUUUCUUCCCCUAACAUGAUGGAAUAUUCGAGUCAGAACCCUAAGGCAUCCUCCUAGGGUAGAAUAAGCUUCCAUUUGACAGAGGAGAAAAAUCAAGGCUCAAAGAGGUUAAGGGAUCUGCUUAAGGUCACACAGUGUGGUGUUGGUGGCAGAACCAAGCCUCAUGCCCAAGGCACCUAACUCUGGUUGCCCUGGAGGCUGUGCCCUGGCUCUGCAAGCAAAGCUAGAAGAACUGCUCCAUGUUCGUCAUUGGCUAAGCCUCAGCAGAGCUGUAGGGGAUCAGCUUAGGGACACUGCCCUGUGAUUUUAAUAGACCCAAAUUACUACUGUGGUCACAGAAACAGGCUUGGGAUAACUAUGCCUUUCAGUAAAGAUUUUGUACAGAAAUAUGUUAAUUUUAUUUACUAGGUUGUCUGGCACAUAAUAGCAUGCAUUAAUACAGUAGCUUAAUACUCUCUAUUAAAUAGGCAUACUCUUUGCAUUGUAAAACGAACCUCUCUUUUACGAUGUACUUCACAAUGCCAUGUCACAACGGCACGUGCUCAGAAUAUUACAGCAGGCUUCCAUUCCACCUUCCAUGAAAUACUAAAAAAGAGACCAUCUCUAAUGCAACUCAGUAGCCUGGUGAUUAAUCCAUAAGCACAUUUUUAACUGAGUUCUCCUAGGCCAUUCUUCGUCUUAGGGGCUUCAGACAAAGGUGAGCUUGUGGUUCUGAAACUUUUAUUCUCCCCU
Molecule: messenger RNA, 6689 nt
Organism: Gorilla gorilla gorilla (western lowland gorilla)
Lineage: Eukaryota; Metazoa; Chordata; Mammalia; Primates; Hominidae
Gene: SUSD4
Product: sushi domain containing 4
Exons: 6
Coding region: 274-1146 (290 amino acids)
Biological process (GO): negative regulation of complement activation, classical pathway; negative regulation of complement activation, alternative pathway
Source: RefSeq, a predicted model, not a curated record